Molecule: messenger RNA, 1674 nt
Organism: Aplysia californica (California sea hare)
Lineage: Eukaryota; Metazoa; Mollusca; Gastropoda; Aplysiida; Aplysiidae
Product: zonadhesin
Exons: 2
Coding region: 226-1674 (482 amino acids)
Source: RefSeq, a predicted model, not a curated record
GUAUCUGUUCUUCACCACUCCCGAACGACGUUCGAGCUCAACUGACACCCCUGCACCGAGGAGGAUUCGAAAAAAGGUAUAACCCGUUUGUCUCGUCCCGGUGCAGGGCUCUGUCCCUCCACCAUCACUCCGCCGUUUGGGAGAAGCCAGCCGAGAAGCGGUCCGACCGGACCGUGACAGCCCCUGACUGCGACCAACACCACCACCGCCACCACCACCACCACCAUGCCGCAUUUCACCGCCCUCAACUUUAACGACGGACCAACAAGACACCCCACUGGAACCCUCACCGUCACGCUCACGGGCCGAUACUCUGGCAGCGUCCCCCCCGACACCAUCAUCCAGAGAAUUCAAAGCAUUCACCCUACAGCGCAGAUCAAAAAAAUAUACAGACUACAAACAUACUACACAUACUACAUCGAACCUCAAACAGACACCGACCUCAGCCCCCUACACCUGAAAACCUUCAGAGAAGUGGCGGAGGGGACUGACGCCCUCUGCCAGAUGACGGCCCGUGAGCGUCGCAAGAUCCACCUGCAGUGGGUCCCAGUGACCCUCACUGAAAACCACAUUAAACAAAUCGCCCAGACCUUUACAAGACCGGACACCCCUAUUGACUUCCUCCCCAGGAGGUAUGGCACCGACGACCGCCAUAUCCUCCUGGCGGAGGCGGACGAACAGGACAUCCCCCACUAUGUCAGAGUCUCGGGCUGCGGGCCGGACACUCUCUCCAUAUUAGUCACCAUCCCCGGGCGCCGGAUAGCGUGUAUCCACUGCGCCCGGGACGACCACUACUCCUCAAAGUGUCCGGCCGGCAAGCCCGAGCAGACCAACGACGCCCCAACAACGACGACGACGAUAACAUACGCCGACCGCCUGAAAAACAACCCACGACAGCCCCACCAACCAACGACGAGACGUCCGCCGACUGACACCGCCACUGCCACCACCGCCGCCACCACCCCGGCCGUCGACACUCCAGCGCCCGCCCUCAACCCGACCGCCCCCACCACUCAGGCCGUCACCUCCUCCACCGCCGCACCCAGAUCACCCGCCAAGACCCCAACGAAGACACAGACCCCAACGAAGACCCAGACCCCAACCAAGACUCCGACCAAGACCCCGACAAAAACCCUAAAACCACCACCACCACAAAUACCCCUUGCCCCCCUCGAGGGCACGUUGACACCCCUCCCCAUAAAAAACUGGGCCGACGAGACGGACAAAACACAAACGAUAGAAAGCGACAGCGACAGUGAAGAAAGACCAUUGACAAUAGAGUUAGAAACAGACACAGAACAAGAAAAACAGGACAGACAGACGAAAAAAAAAUCAAAUCUACCUUUAAAAAGACAAAACUCCACCGACACAGCGACACAAAAUCUUAUUGACGCCAGAACAGAGAAGAAAAAAAAGAACAGAAAAAAAUACAUCCAGACGGACAAACCCCUCCCCCAGACGACACUAACGAUGACAUCUCUUUUUCAUUUACUAAUAUUAUUUCCUCUCCUUUUUAUUCUUAUAGAACGCAGGAUGGCAGGCUUGCGAGUGGUAACCCUGAAUGCAAGAGGGAUACGUGGUAAGUUGCCCCACCUUAAAACACUCAUACACACUAAGAAAAGAACAGAAAAAAAUGCGACUAGACGGACAAACCCCUCCCCCAGACGACAAUAA